UCGGUCAGCUAAAAAUGUAGAGGCUGCAUCUCGGCUUCGUUCUGGUUUCACGCAUAAAGCCUGGCGCGUCUGUACGUCUGAGCGAAUAUCUAAGCUGACUUAGGUUCGUUUUUAUUGUUAUUCUGAAGUGUGCGAGGGGAUGAGAAUUAGAUCAAUGCUUUAUUUUCUAUCACUGAUGAUUUCGUAUUAAGUGUGGAUUAUAGAAUUGACCUUGGCAUAAAAAAAAACGCUUUUCAAUGCUCGCCUUUGUAACGUCUUUUCCAUAACACACUUUAGUGUUUACUCAAGCACACUCGAUCGGAUAACAUGAAAACCCACAUUCGCAGAUGUGUCAUUAAGAAAUCAAUAAAUUCAACAGGUCGCUAAAAACAAGGGAAUCCAAUAGAAAGUCCCACAUUAUUCUCCAAGCACUGCAAUCAAACUAGACUAGAAACCGACUACGAUUCCGCAAACCCAUCAAACUUUCUCAUCCAUUGAAUUAUCAACCGCAAAAACCGGCCGCCAAAGAAAAAAGAAAAAAAUAAUUCACCGUCGCGGUGUAUACCGUUGCGAUUACGUCGUAAGUUCGUGAGCGACCGGCGAGAGAGAGAGAGAGAGAGAAAGAGAAAGAAUCGAGUGUCGCGGGAGACAGCGCGGAGCCCUGAUCGCGAGCUGGGAUUUUAAUUUAUUCUUGAAUGUACUCGACGACGGAAAUCCACGCGAGAGAGAGUGAGAGAGUGAGCGGACGCGAGCCACGACCUACCGUAACUCGCCACCGCUAUAUGCUGAAAUUUGGAUCAGCUGUUUGUAUGUUUAAUGAACUGACGUAUUAGUGUAGUGGGUCGGGAGUGGGAUUUGCGUAAAUUUUUGUUCUCGGCGAGAUUAUAGCUGGCUGAUUUUGGGUCUAUUUUGAGGAAUAGUUUAUAUAUUCAUUAUUUUAUUUGAAUUUUCUUUUCGACGUGCUUUGGACGAGCCUCCUCGACCGGGACUGGGACAGUGUCGUAUCGCUUGUUAUGAGUUGGCCUGGCGAUUAUGAGAGUGUUAUUGAUUUUCCAACUAACUUUAUCAUCGUGUUACCACUAAUUAUUUUGACAUUUAAACCGAACGCUCUAUAUGAUCGAACUUAUUUUUCUCUGAAUAAAAGCAAGAUACAAUUGAAUAACAUCGGAAAAUUGUAAAAAGAGGCGUUAUCUCACGCCGAUAACAAAUCGAUAUACAGACACGCGUAAAGAGAUUAGAAGCUUUUUGCCUGAUUGUAAUAAUUUCCUGGAAGGACUUUUAUAUCGAUACUAUUAUGUCAAGCUUUUUCGUAAAUGUGUAUAACAAAAUCCCUGCCACGACUCUAUUACGAUAACUGAUGUUGGAUAACGUUGAUCCGGAGGGGAGUAUUUAAAUCAAACAAGAUCUAAUAGUUUAUUUGUCGCCACAAAUGUUAGUAGAGUCUAUAUUUGCCGAAGACUAAUGUACCGCGAAUAAAUCUCGCGAAUGUAACCAACGUCUUUGUCGGUGAGUCGAUUAGCAAUGAUAAUCGUGCAGGUGUAGUUUUCAAAAAGUUGUUUUUCAGUUUUCCCCAAGCGCUGCUAAUUCUCGGCAAAAAUAAAAUUUAACGAGAUAAAAGCUUCUUUUAGUAUUUCUGUACUUCCGUAGUCGAUUGUUAGUUCGAGCUUCAAAAACAAAUUAGCAGCAGUACUAACGCCUUUUUCCCACAAUUGACGUCAGCCGGUCAUAACGUAUCUAUCAAAAUCAUGAUAUACGUGGCGCAAAUUGAACUGUUUUUAAAAAGAAUCCGCACAAGAUCUCUCGAACAAUAAAUCACACGGCUAUCGGCUAAUUCACAGGGAACGGCAGAUUCUGUAAACAUUUCCAUUACUAACUAUAACUCUCUCGUACAAUAGUGUUAUUUUCCAAAGUCUCAAAGGGUUCCUUAUCUAACGAAUCGACACGUGUCACGAAUUUUCGCUUAGAGACUUCGCGGGCCGCACGUGAGGCAUUAUAUACAAAAGCGAAGCGUCUCGCGCCUUUGUAAAGCCGUGUCACACUCGACGCUUGUCGUAACGACAAAGCCCAUGCUUGUUUGUCGCCGUCGAGGUCGAUUCUCGAGGUAUUUUAUAAAUGUACGUAAGCCAACGGUAAAAAAUUCUCACGAGCAUCAGUUGAAUCGAGCUUGAGUGACGGAGGAUCGAAAAAAUAAAAAAAUCGAGUUGCAUCGAGUGGAGCAGAUUUGUUUUUUUUUCCUACUCGUCGCUCUUUCAUUCGGUUACACGAUUUUCCACUGACUUACCGAGAGGCACUUCCAACGAGGAAUUUCUCGCAAGGCGAGCGAUUUUUCGCUCCGGUGCUUUUCCUCUCUCGCUCAGCGUGCAACUUCCUGCGAUGUAUUUCGAUGAAAAAAAAAAAAAUACGUUUUAUUGCUGGAAGCGUGUAUAGUAAGAGCUCAUCGGGUGUGUCAUCCGGCGUUAGAGGCGCAGUAUACUGUUGUUUACUGUCAUCGGGUGGAACAUUUUUUUAUUUAAAAAAUAUACGUUCAGUGAAUCAGAAGGUCUUGUCAACGCGUGAUUUAAAGCAAAGAGUAUUCGAGCACUUGAAAAACGUAUAAUUCAAGGCUCGCCGCGCAUACGCCCUGUCGACUCACCUUGGACGGCCAUGUCAAGGGUCGAGACUGGAUUCUGCGGUGAAUCCACGCGAUCAACGCCUGCACGAGCUGCUGCGAAAAUUCACUUCUGACCCGGUCAUGGAUGUUUGAUAAAUAUCGAAGCGCAACGAACUCUGCACUUGAACCUGAGGAUGAAAUCUCGCGAUAACAUUUAUUCGCCGGAUAUCACAAUGUUGUGAUUUAUACGGCCAAUUACUCAUCGACAAAGUCAAUUCCUCCGUCCUCGGCGAUCUUAAUUAUUCAGCGGAAAAUCAGCAAACAAUGUCCCACCCGAAAAAAUACAUAUUCUAUUUCGAACAGUCCUUCCUCGAGAAGAACAAAAGCUCGAUCAAAAUCAAAUAUCCAAGAGUCACGUCUCCCUAAACUUCCAUACGUACAGCCGCCCCCCCCCCCGCAAACGCGUAUAAACGCAGCGAGCACAAUAACAAGAGCUCGCAAAAUUUACAGUUGUAGCGAUAACGCGGGGCGGAGGCGAUGAUGUAAACAAAACGCUCGAAAAAGCGCAGCGCAGCAAUAGAAGCGGCGGCUCCAUGAGCCUGGCACGCGUCUCGCGAGUGUUCGAGCCUCCUUCUCCAUAGCCCCUCCACUAUACGGCCGGGCGACUGCGCACGAGUCGCUCCUUAUAAAAGCGGCCUCGAACAGCUGCGACGAACCAGUACGUCGCGCAUCGCUCAACGCUACGCGGCACGCGCGCUUUGAACGAGUCGAACUUUCUUUUGGUUCUUCCGUAUAGCUUCUUCCGUAUAUAUAUAUAUAUAAAAGUGUUGAUUGUUUUGUCGCUCGAGGGAGAAAGUUAUAUAUACCAGUGACAAGUCGUGCGUUGGAGUUUAGUUACGCGAGUUGAAAAAAAAAAAAAAUAAUAACAUACCUACAUAGGUAUAGUGUCGAAGGGCGAAAGUCGUCGUUGCGGUUAGAGGAAGCCUCAAAAUGCCAGUCGAAUUGGCGCCGCUCGCUACACCCGCGCACAAAGCCGCUCCUGCGCCUUACAAUGGCAGCCCAAGCAGCAGCAGCAGCAGCAGCAACAGCAGCAUCGAGCCCAAGAUGAACAAGCUGUGCCGGCAGCUGUCGAUCGAGUCGCCCUCGGUGGGCGGCCGGGAGUGCGUCUUCAGUUUCGACGUGCCGGUGCCGGAUGUGCCGGCCCGGGGAGCCCGGAUCCGAGUCGUCUGCGCCGGCGCCUGCUAUCACCCGAAGCGUUCCGGCUCGCUGACGAGCCUCAACUCCGUCUCGAGCGGAAGCAGCCUCGCGACCGACGUCUCCGUCGAGGGUGACUUCCCCUCGAUGCUGCCCCAUCACGGCAUGAGGGACGCCGCGCUUUUCCCCGGCUACGAGGUCGCCGGAGUCGUCGAGAGCCUCGGCUCAGAGCUGACCGAGGACUGCGGCGUCAAGCUCGGUGACAGGGUUAUCAUGUAUCCGUACGAGGGUAUACCCAACGGCUACGUCGAGUACCUCGUCGUGCACGACCUCAAGUACCUCAUCAAGGUGCCGGACAAUAUGCCCCUCAGCGUCGCCGCUAUGCUGCCCGCAGGUGCUCUGCUCGCCAUGAACACCGUGCACGCAGCCCACGAACUCGUUCAGAGCCUGCUGGAGGAGCGCGGCGACAACAGCGUCUGCAAGAUCCUGAUAGUCGGCACCGGUGGACUGGCCCUCUGGGCCCUCAGAAUCGCAGCAUACCAGUACUCGAACAUGAAGGACCGCGUGACCAUCACCAUCGCCUCCCUCAAGGACGACGGCCUCAUGAUGGCUCAGGAAUUCCAACGUUGGUACUUUGAUUACAGCGUGAACGUGGUCCAGUGGAGCGAGGACCUCUACGAGAAGCAGCUGAUCGAGCGCACGAUGGACGCUUGCGGCGGCCAGGUCGACGUGGUCAUCGACUUCGGCACGACGUCCCGCAGCCUCCACCGCAGCAUGCAGUGCCUCGGCAAGGGCGGCGUCGUCUUCGUCAUCAAGGAGGUGGCCGAUCGCCUCCUGCCCAAGUUCAGCCGUCGCGCCGAGGAGCGCCAGCAGAAGAUCCAGCCGGUGGAACCGGGCAACCUUGAACAGCUGCGCGAGCUCGUCCAGCUGGUCGGCUCCGGCGAGAUCGAGCCGCCGCCCCACACGGUCUAUCCGGCCGAGGACGCCCUCGACGUCGUCCAGAAGCUCUGCCACUCCGAGAUACAGGGCAGAGCCAUCCUCCGCUUCUACCCGGCCGAUUAAGCCGCUGGACGCGCGCCGACACGACUCGAGAGUUUCGCUGAUGACGAGGCGGAAUUUUCCAUUAUUAUUACGCGACGGGAGAGCGGAUGGCUCGAUUCCUCUCCGCGACGUCUCUAUAUACUCGCCAUGGUUUUGUGUUCCGGCCGCCCGGAUGAUGCCGCGGCUCUGGACGAGAGAUAUAAGGAACGACGAGAAUACGAUUGUGCGCAGCAGCGAUGUAGAGAGAGAGAGAGAGAGAGAGAGAGAGAGAGAGAGCAAGGAGCGAUCGAAAGCGGAACCUAAUAUUACAUUAGUAGCGUAUAACAGGCGUUAUUACGUACGCACUUGAUACGUAAGCAGGCAGAGAAAAGAAAAAAAUAAUAAUGUCGCUUUUAUCGCUGUUUCUCUUUUUAGGAUCAGUAUUUUUUUCUUUCGCGCUUCGGUUCGCGUUACGUUAUUGUUACACUUUAUCGUAGACUCGUGUGCAUGUGACGCGCGUUAUGAGAAUGCGCUGGAAAGUAGAGGCCGGAGUGAGAUGGACGAGUCGAGUAUACGCUAUGAUCGAUCGUGAAAGAAAUCACACACUGUAUACUCGACGCGAUGGAUUUAUAUCGCGAUUAUGACGAUUGAUAUAACUUGUACCUUGAAAGACUGUUCGUUUAAUUUUUAACGUGUAUAUCGUUAUGUAUUACGAUUAUUAUGUAUGAAAGCGUCUCUUUUUUUUAUUGUCGUAGCUGUAUAAUUAGGAUUAAACGAGUAAGAGAUAUCAGCGUGUAGCUAUUAAGCAAAUAUUAUUAUUACUUGUAUAACGUAUGUAAGAGCAGACAUUACGUCACUUUGUAAACGUUAUAUUGAGCGCCGUUUCGCUAAACACGGCCGGUGUAUUAUAAAGAAACAGAAUUGUACUGUACGAUGAUAAUACAUAUGACAAAAUACGUUUUUUUUUUAUAAAUGGUCUCACACUC
Molecule: messenger RNA, 5769 nt
Organism: Nasonia vitripennis (jewel wasp)
Lineage: Eukaryota; Metazoa; Arthropoda; Insecta; Hymenoptera; Pteromalidae
Gene: Drat
Product: quinone oxidoreductase
Exons: 4
Coding region: 3560-4825 (421 amino acids)
Biological process (GO): alcohol metabolic process
Molecular function (GO): alcohol dehydrogenase (NADP+) activity
Source: RefSeq, a predicted model, not a curated record